This is a messenger RNA of Linum tenue, 2356 nucleotides long. NCBI's taxonomy places the organism in Eukaryota, Viridiplantae, Streptophyta, Magnoliopsida, Malpighiales, Linaceae. The record is from the annotation of a GenBank genome assembly.
CGGUGGUUCGGUUGUUUAAUCCAUGGGAAAAAAUCAAAGAGGGGAAAUGAAAACUGUGAACAAGAAAGAAACAGAAUAGAAGGUCGGAGAUUUACAAUCAAAACAAGAGAAGAGAUUCAUAAAUCCUUCUCGUCUCGCGCUAGCUUUCUGUAAACGGCAAGGUGGCCGGCGGUGACUCAUUUGGAUCGUUUCUUUGAAUAGAAAUUGGAGAUACAAUGGCCAUGGUAGAUGAACCAUUAUACCCCAUUGCCGUCCUCAUAGACGAGCUGAAGAAUGAUGACAUCCAGUUACGACUUAAUUCAAUCCGUAGAUUGUCAACAAUUGCACGUGCUCUUGGCGAGGAGCGAACCCGUAAGGAGUUGAUUCCUUUCCUGAGUGAAAAUAAUGAUGAUGACGACGAGGUCCUCCUUGCAAUGGCUGAAGAGCUGGGAGUGUUUAUUCCAUAUGUUGGUGGAGUGGAGCAUGCCCAUGUCUUGCUGCCACCUUUGGAGACACUAUGCACCGUUGAGGAGACAUGUGUGAGAGACAAAGCUGUAGAGUCGUUGUGUAGGAUUGGAUCUCAAAUGAGGGAAAGUGAUUUGGUUGACUGGUUUAUUCCUCUUGUCAAGAGAUUGGCAGCUGGAGAAUGGUUUACGGCUCGUGUUUCAUCUUGUGGGCUAUUUCAUAUUGCUUAUCCUAGUGCACUUGAUACAAUAAAGGCUGAAUUACGUUCAAUAUACAGUCAGCUCUGUCAAGAUGACAUGCCAAUGGUCAGAAGGGCGGCUGCAACCAAUCUAGGAAAGUUUGCUGCAACUGUUGAAGCAGCACAUUUGAAGACGGGCAUCAUGUCAAUGUUUGAGGAUCUUACCCAAGAUGAUCAAGAUUCUGUUCGUUUGUUGGCUGUUGAGAGCUGUGCUGCUCUUGGUAAACUGUUGGAGCCCCAGGAUUGUAUUGCACAUGUUCUCCCUGUUAUUGUAAACUUUUCACAGGAUAAAUCAUGGCGUGUUCGCUACAUGGUUGCAAAUCAAUUGUAUGAACUUUGUGAAGCUGUGGGGCCUGAGCCUACCAAGACGGACUUGGUUCCGGCAUAUGUUCGGUUACUUCGUGAUAAUGAGGCGGAAGUGCGUAUAGCUGCUGCUGGCAAAGUAACCAAGUUCUGUCGCAUCUUGAACCCUGAACUCGCAGUUCAGCACAUUCUUCCUUGUGUGAAGGAACUGUCCUCAGAUUCUUCCCAGCACGUCCGUUCUGCUUUGGCUUCAGUGAUAAUGGGAAUGGCCCCUGUGCUGGGGAAGGAUGCUACGAUAGAGCAGCUUCUUCCAAUUUUUCUUUCCCUUUUGAAAGAUGAAUUUCCUGAUGUGCGACUCAACAUUAUAAGCAAGCUCGAUCAAGUGAAUCAGGUUAUUGGAAUUGAUCUUCUGUCCCAGUCUCUAUUACCAGCAAUUGUUGAGCUUGCUGAGGAUAGACACUGGAGGGUUAGGCUCGCAAUCAUAGAGUACAUACCCCUACUGGCAAGCCAACUGGGUGUUGGUUUCUUUGAUGAUAAGCUUGGGAGUCUUUGCAUGCAGUGGUUGCAGGACAAGGUUUAUUCAAUUCGUGAUGCUGCUGCUAAUAAUUUGAAGCGCCUUGCUGAAGAAUUUGGUCCUGAUUGGGCAAUGCAGCACAUAAUCCCACAGGGAUUGCAUUGUUAGUUGGUAUGUACAAGUGAUACAUUUAGGCUGUUAUUGUUGCCGGUCCUGGAGAUGUUCAACAACCCGCACUACUUAUACAGGAUGACCAUUCUUCGGGCCACUUCUCUUCUUGCUCCAGUGAUGGGCGCUGAGAUUACGUGUUCGAAACUACUGCCUCCGGUUGUCAAUGCAGCCAAGGACAGGGUACCCAACAUCAAGUUUAAUGUCGCGAAAGUGCUGCAGUCCCUCAUUCCAAUAGUUGAUCAGUCUGUGGUGGAGAAGUCCAUUCGUCCUGCUUUAGUGGAACUGAGUGAGGAUCCAGAUGUAGACGUGCGUUUCUUUGCGAAUGAAGCACUUCAUGCGAUCGACAAUGCCAUGGUCUCAGGCUAGAUAUGUGCCAAUAGUUUUUCACAGCUUAAAAUAGUUUAUUUCUUCCUCCCUCGUCGACAUUUUAUGGUAAUGGUUGAUUGAUUGUUGUGCAAUUCUUCUGUAUUUGAGUUGUAUCGACUUUGCCCUUUCGAAGUGCUGGGUAGCAGACAUGGAAUGGAGAUGUAAUUUUGUAACCUAAUAUCUGAUGCGAGAGAAACUCAGCCUUUUUGCAUAAUAGAAUGAAAGCUUCAUCUAACACCUUGGAAUUUUGUAAUUGUGUUGUAGAAUUUUUAUGAAGAUUCUUUUAUAUAGUUCGAGUACUAGCAAUAUACUAAUUAAAC